Molecule: messenger RNA, 1521 nt
Organism: Clonostachys solani
Lineage: Eukaryota; Fungi; Ascomycota; Sordariomycetes; Hypocreales; Bionectriaceae
Source: the annotation of a GenBank genome assembly
AUGGGGUUCAUGAGCGGCAAAACACGAUUCUUCAAUCGUCGUCUAGCGAUUGCCGUGUCCCUCAUUGCCCUUUCUUCAUUCAACUAUGGUUUCGAUAACCAGGCCUUUGCUACUACCCAGGCAAUGGAUGCAUUCGACAAGCGAUUCGGAGAAUACGACCCCGUAAAGAAGAUAUACUACCUCCCCUCGACUUGGCUGGCUCUUUUCAACUCGCUCAACUAUAUCGGUUUUGCCGCCGGCGUCAUCAUUGGGUCAUUUGUCUCGGCUCGAUGGGGCCGUCGGAUGUGCAUGUUCAUAAUGAGCAUCUACGCCAUUGGAACCGCGACUAUCGCCGUUACGAGUACCAACAAGCAUCACGUUAUGGCGGCCCGUGUCCUCAAUUACAUAUACGUUGGGAUGGAGCUGGCAGUGGUGCCUGCCUAUCAAUCAGAGAUUGUCCCCGCCCCGGUCCGAGGUUUCGUCGUGGGCACAUACCAGCUUGCUCUGAUCUUGGGUGGCCUGGUAAUCAACUGUGUUUGCCUUGGGACCAGCACACUUUCCGGAGAUGAGUCAUGGAGGAUUCCUCUUGGCCUCUUCUAUAUCAUUCCUGUCAUCAUUUCGACAUGCAUAUGGUUCCUGCCCGAGUCUCCUCGUUGGCUGCUCUCGAAGGGUAGAGUGGAAGAGGCGCGUGCCAGUCUAGCCCAGUAUCGAAGCGGCUCCUUCACUGAGGAGGAAAUCGACAAGGAGUUUCAGGAAACACAAUUUCAGCUCGAAGUGGCAAGCGAGAAGGGGCGAUUCCUCGACAUUUUUGCGUCUAAAAACUUAAAGCGUACACUCCUUGUUGUUGGUAUCAACUUCUUCCAGCAGGCAACUGGCCAGCAAUUUGCCAGCCAAUACGGAGGGAUUUAUGUGAAGCAGCUUGGGACUAUCAACCCUUUUGUCUUCACUCUCUUGGUUGCGGUCGUCAAUGCCACCGCCAUUGCGAUUUCUCUCUUGACAAAUGAUAGGAUCGGACGUCGCAAGCCUCUUUUGCUGAGCGCGACGAUAAUGUGCACUGCUUUGAUGAUCAUGGGCGGCCUGGGGACGCAGGCUGUAAUUUCCACGUCUACAAAGAUUGCCAUUGUCAGCAUGCUUUGUUUCAUGACGUUUGGAUUCUCACUUGGUCUGGCCCCGCUCACAUAUGUUGUUGCGACCGAGAUUCCUGCUCUUGGACUUCGAGAUGCGACUCUCCGGCUCGGAUUUUGCGUCAAUGUCCUUUUCAACUUCGUGUCAAACUUCAUCUUGCCAUAUCUUCUAGCUGCCCUCGGCUCUAAAACAGGAUUCGUGUUUGGGUCAGUCGCAUUCCUAGGGAUUCUUUUUAUCUACUUUUGUGUUCCAGAGUGUAAGGGCAAAACAUUGGAACAGGUUGACCGGAUGUUCCAGGAGGGAGUACCGCUGCGGAAGUUUGGUAGUUUUGAGACUGAAGACCUCGGCGGCACUACGCAGAAGAAUGAUGAUGAUGCUGUAGUAGCGCAAAUCGAAGUCGGAGGGGAGAAGAGGUAG